AUGGAUUUCCUCAAAUCCGCCGUCGCAUCCGCGAUAGCAAAAGGCAGCUCACUCCCUUUCUCUCUUGGCGAUAGAGUGGACAUUGGCGAUUCGAUCUGGACUUUGCAUAACGGUACGAAACGGGAUGACAGCUCAGCGUGCAGUGUUUUCACGUUUGAUAUUGCGGCGAAUAAGUCGCGUCUCCCCUUGGCGAAGAAUGCGGUGCGAAAAUCGAGGACCUUGCGCCAUCCGGGUGUGAUAAAGGUUUUGGAUACAAUCGAGAACGAGUCAACUCUUUACAUCGUCACUGAACGAGUUGUACCGCUUUCGUGGCAGGUCAAGCGUCGCAGUUUGAGCGAAGAGACUGCCAAAUGGGGAUUAUAUACUGUCUCGUCUACGCUCAAGUUUAUUAAUGAAGAUGCAUCCUCGGUUCAUGGUGCUGUUCGCGCGUCUUCGGUUUACACAAGUGAAAGCGGCGAGUGGAAGUUAGGUGGAUUCGAUAUCCUGAGCUCGAUGAAGGAAGACGACGCCAUUAUUUAUACGUAUGGAAGCAUUGUCCCCGACGCAGCUCGAUACACUCCUCCGGAAGUGGUAAAAGGCGGCUGGGAAGUCAUCAAGCGCCAUCCAUUGGCGGCAGUUGAUGCCUAUGGCUUGGGAGUCUUGAUUUUCGAGGUCUUCAAUGGUCAAUUUUCUGGUGGCGAUCAGAUUGGCAAGACAACGAAUAUCCCUCCGAGCAUGCAUCAAAGCUACAAACGUCUUUGUACUGCAAACCCCAAACUUCGAUUGAGCCCGGGUCACUUUGUCGAGCAGGGGAAAAAGCAUGGUGGAUUCUUUCAGACCUCGUUGAUUCGGUUGACGGAGGAUAUGGAGAGUCUAGGCCUCAAGACUGAUGCCGAAAGGGAAGAAUUCAUUAAUGAACUUGAUAACCUAUCUGAUGACUUCCCAGAGGACUUUUUCAAGAUGAAAGUUCUCCCUGAAUUACUUAAGUCUGUUGAAUUUGGUGGCGGUGGACCAAAGGUUCUUAGUGCUACCGUGAAGAUUGGUUCCAAGCUUUCGGCAGAUGAGUUCAAUGCAAAGUUGACUCCUGUCAUUGUGCGCUUAUUUGGCAAUCCCGAUCGAGCACUCCGUGUGUGCUUGUUGGACAAUUUGCCUUUGAUGAUUGACAGCCUUCCCCAUAAGAUUGUCAAUGACAAGAUCUUUCCCCAGAUGACCUCUGGCUUUACCGAUGUUGCCCCGGUGGUGCGGGAACAGACUGUCAAGGCUGUGCUUUCAGUCAUUAAUAAACUCAGUGAUCGAGUGGUCAAUGGUGAGUUGCUCAAAUUCUUGGCUCGUACUGCAAAUGAUGAGCAACCUGGUAUUCGAACAAACACAACUAUCUGCCUUGGGCGGAUUGCGAAGAAUUUGGGACAAAGUACCCGGUCCAAGGUUCUCAUUGCUGCGUUUACAAGGUCUAUUCGUGACCCCUUCGCGCACGCCCGUGUUGCGGGCUUGCUUGCGUUGGGUGCAACAAUAGAUGUCUUCAGUGAGGAAGAUUGUGCCGGGAAAAUUCUACCUGCCAUCUGCCCAGCCUUAUUAGACAAGGAAAAACUUAUACGAGACCAAGCAAAUAAAACCCUUGACCUUUACAUCCAACGAGUCCGCAAAUUCGGCAGCACAAUGGCAGAUACCGUGCUUCCACCCACCGUCCCCACAGAAGCAGAAUCUACCAAGUCCGAUCCGCGACCCGGUAACUCGAAUGACAAGUCUUGGGCUGGAUGGGCAAUUUCAUCAUUCACCAACAAGAUAGCAACCGCCAAUGGCGAGAUUGAACCAACCGCCGGCGUCUCCAGCCCUUCCGAACCCGAUACUACCCGGUCUGCAUCUGUUCCCCGCCCGGCCAAAUCAUCUCCUUCCACGCAGCUCGAGUUGCCCAAACAAACAUUACGCCCCACUGCCCAGCCGCUAGGCCGGUCUAUGUCCGACCGCCCUCCUCAAGCUGUCUAUGAACCCCCGGAGGAAGAGGAAGGAGAUGAUGUCUUCGAUGCCUGGGGUGCUAUGGACGAUGACGAAAAGGAAGUAGACCCAUUUACUGCUGCUGUGGCCUCUCCUAGCCCUUCGUCGCCUGAUCCUUCAGCAAACAAAUCUCCUGCUGUGCCCUACGAUGACGGUGGUGAGCCUGACUUUGCAGGAUGGCUGGCCGCUAAGAGCCAAGCUAAAACUAAAAAGCCCCUACCUAAGGGUCUCGGCAAGGCGGGGUCUUCCAAUGCGAUGGUCCCUAAAGCCACUCCCAAGCCGCGCGUCGUGGCUGCACCGACCAAGAAGAUUGAUACUAAGCCAAAGGAUGAAGACGAAGAUGAUGGAUGGGGAGACGCGUGGGAUUAG
This is a messenger RNA of Penicillium longicatenatum, 2340 nucleotides long. RefSeq names its product COPI-interacting protein CEX1. Gene Ontology annotation, molecular function: ATP binding; protein kinase activity. The record is from RefSeq and is a predicted model, not a curated record. NCBI's taxonomy places the organism in Eukaryota, Fungi, Ascomycota, Eurotiomycetes, Eurotiales, Aspergillaceae. The transcript has 9 exons. Gene Ontology annotation, cellular component: cytoplasm. Gene Ontology annotation, biological process: protein phosphorylation; tRNA export from nucleus. Bases 1 to 2340 code for a protein of 779 amino acids.